This is a messenger RNA of Bolinopsis microptera, 2795 nucleotides long. Its product is annotated as kinesin-like protein KIF6. Bases 71 to 2365 code for a protein of 764 amino acids. Lineage: Eukaryota; Metazoa; Ctenophora; Tentaculata; Lobata; Bolinopsidae. Gene Ontology annotation, cellular component: kinesin complex; microtubule. The record is from RefSeq and is a predicted model, not a curated record. The transcript has 17 exons. Gene Ontology annotation, molecular function: microtubule motor activity; ATP binding; microtubule binding. Gene Ontology annotation, biological process: microtubule-based movement.
GAUGUAUUUGUGUAACAAUUUGAAAGUUUAUUGAUAAAAAAAAGCAUUAUCUUUAAACAGCUGUGUCAAAAUGGUGAAAGAGGGUAUAAAGAUUUUCCUAAGGGCCAAACCGUCCAAAAAACUGAAAGGGCACACAGAACUAGACGAUGAUGGGAUUGUAACAUUUAACAUACCUAAAGAAGACAGUGAGGGUUAUGUAAACAAUAAAAAAGAUUUAUACAAGUUUAAAUUUGAGGAAGUAUUUCCAGAGAAAACUCAACAAGAUGAGAUUUUUGAGAAGGUGUGUAAAAAUGCUGCAGAGAGUGCACGUAGUGGAUACAAUGCUACAAUAUUCGCUUAUGGACAAACUGGAUCAGGAAAAACGUUCACAAUCACGGGAGGAGCCGAGAAGUACAAAGACAGAGGGAUGAUACCAAGAUCUAUUAGCUAUAUCUUCCAGUCUUUCGAACAGAACCCUAACUGUCAGUACACGAUGCACAUUUCCUACCUGGAGAUUUACAACGAGAGUGGGUACGACUUACUGGAUCCUGCUAAGGAAGUCACACGAUUAGAAGAUUUGCCGAGGGUGCGGCUACAAGAAGAUGCUGAAGGUAACUUCCACACCCGUAACCUGACAAUACAUCAAGCAAACUCGGAGGAGGAUGCUCUGAAUCUACUUUUUAUGGGCGAUACUAACCGAAUGACGGCAGAAACACCAAUGAACAUGGCUUCCACUCGGUCCCACUGUAUAUUCACCAUCUAUAUUAGUUGUAAGAGUGAGGAUUCUCCUACAAUACGGCGCGGAAAACUCCAUCUUGUUGAUUUAGCCGGUUCUGAGCGUGUAUCAAAGACCGGUGUUUCUGGGACAAUACUCAGCGAAGCCAAAUACAUCAACAUAUCUCUGCACUUCUUAGAACUGGUGAUCACAGCACUAGGUGAGAGGUCGAGAACCCACAUACCUUACCGUAACUCUAUGAUGACAAGUAUGUUACGUGACAGUUUAGGUGGUAAUUGCCUUACAACUAUGGUGGCUACAGUGUCCCUGGAAAAGAAAAAUAUUGAUGAGUCAAUAUCGACGUGUAGGUUUGCUCAGCGUGUGGCGCUUAUUAAAAACGAUGCUGUACUCAAUGAAGAAGUGGAUCCCAAGUUAGUUGUAACUCGACUGAAGAAGGAAAUACAAAACUUACGAGACGACAUUGCUUUAGCCGGGAGGGAAGUUUCUACUGACCCCUUGAGUGACGAGGAACUUUUAAUGUGCCGAGAACGUGUUAACAAAUACAUAGAGUGCACUGAUCCGGAAGAGCGGCUGGAUAUAGACGCAGAUGUCAGGAAGAUUCACUUUUGUUAUCAGUACUUCAAACAUCUGCUGAAGCAGGCUGCAAACUCGCGACCUGCUUCUAAUCGCACUGUUACUUCGGCAACUUCGCAAAUACUACCCGAACAGGUGGACAAAGAACUGAACAAGCUAAAAGAGCUCCUCGCUCAGAGGGACACAGAGAUAAAUAUCCUGGUUAACCUGUUGAAGAAAGAAAAAGCUAAGAUAAAAGGAGGAGGAGGAGGCGGAGGUGUUGAGAAGCCUAUCUCUCCUCCGCCGGUAAAACCUCAUCAUCAGACACAGAGGAAUGUUAAAACACUGUCAAAAGGACGCCAGGAAGCGUUUGACAUAUUCAGAAGGGACUACAAGAACAACUCAGCUAUCGAGCAGAACAAGUCCGAGCUAAAGACUAAGAUGAAGGAAGCAAAACAAAUCGGCGGGCUUGUUAACAAAUCCCGGGAAAAAAUCAACUCGUUAAAGAGUUCGAUAGAACAGCGCCGUAUUGCCAUGGCAGUACAGGGAUUGGUACACUCUGAUGUUGCUGAAUUCGAUCCCAAAGAAGAGGAAUUGAAGAAACUGAUAGAGUCUGAGAAAGAGAGCUACAAACAAAGGUUUGCCCGACUGAGAGAACUAAAGACAGGUAUCGAGCACCUGCAGCAUCUACUAGAGCAGCAGCGUGUCCGCUUACAGCGCGACUUUGAGCUGUGGUACGUGGAACAAGCAGCAGGCACUCAGCAGGGUAGAACUGCUUGGAAAACUCCGUCUCCUAAACAUCUGGCUUCUCUUACUGAUGAAGUAAGAUCAUCGGGAAACCCAACCCCUAACACUGACCUCCCGUCUCCGCCAAUGUCAAAAGAGAGCAGUUAUCUUAGUAAUCACAACUCAGUUCUAAGCAACAACAGCAACACUAAAAAUCCUGUACCUAGCAUUAGAAGUAAUGAUCAGAAAUCGUGGUCAGUAUCUCAAUCGACCGUUAAAAACGGAGCCUUGACGGGGGAUGCCGGAGUAGAUAACGAUAUAAUGUCUUUUAUGCGAGCCAGAGAGGCUAUCCUUAGACGGAGCCAGAAAUAACCCUUCCUUGUUAUACACAUUCUACACAUUCUACACAUUCUACACAUUCUACACAUUCUACACAUUCUACACAUUCUACACAAUCUACACAGAAUGUGUGUUUGCUUUUACAUUGACUGUGUAAUGAGGUUUAUAUUUGUACUUUUUAGGCACAAAAAUAAGCAUAAGCACUCUGCAGAUGUUACACAAGAAGAACGUUUUUGAUUGAUAGAUUUAAUUGGACUCUCUGUAAAUUAUGAAAUAUUCAACUAUUUUUAGAUAAGGUUAAUAAAUGGAGUGGGUAACAUGAGCUGGUUAUUCUUGUUUUUGUAAAAUUUGUCAGUGACAAUAACAAGGUUCGACCGGGAUCCCGGCUUAAUCCCGGUCCCGGUCAAAAAUCGGCCGGGACCGGGAAUCCCGGUCCCGGCUAAAAUGCCGAAUUUUGACAGGU